Molecule: messenger RNA, 618 nt
Organism: Perkinsus marinus ATCC 50983
Lineage: Eukaryota; Perkinsozoa; Perkinsida; Perkinsidae
Exons: 7
Coding region: 1-618 (205 amino acids)
Source: RefSeq, a predicted model, not a curated record
AUGUCUACUGUAUUGGCCGUUCUCAUUGGUCUGUUAUGCAGCUACGUGGUCGCUAGUGAAUGGGAGGAUACCCCCAUGACGACUCAGAUCUGGCAACUCAUCUCGGCAGGUGAAGGAGGUGCGGACUCGUUCAGGGAGCUUGCUGUGACGAAUCCUGGCAUGAUGGAGCUGAGAUCAGGAGAUGGGCGUGGGGCUCUCUUUUGGGCGUGGGAAUUUGGCAAUACUAAGGCUCUAUUGACACUGGCUGCUCUCGAUAAUGAUGUAUUUGAUGAGAAGGAGAAGGACGCUGGGGGCCACACCGCGAUCGGGCUCUGCAAGGAAAAUGUUGAGGGGUGUGACUAUGAUAGUAUAGCUGAAGUUUUGAACGAUGCAGAUAAGGUUCAACAGGAGAAGGAACUCAUCACUGAAGUACGUCGUGCUAUUGAGAACGCGGCGGCUGACAACUUGGAUGAUGACGAUGACGAUGAUGAUGAGGAGGAACAGGAGAGGGAGGAGGAGGAAGAGGAGGAAGAGGAGGAAGAGGAGGAAGAGGAAGAAACUAACGUUGGCCUAGGCGGGUCUCCCAUAAUCAACUCGGACGUCGAUGAGAUCAUGCCUGAUGAUGCAGAUGAGCUGUAG